This is a messenger RNA of Xyrauchen texanus (razorback sucker), 2557 nucleotides long. Its product is annotated as flotillin-1-like. Gene Ontology annotation, cellular component: plasma membrane. Gene Ontology annotation, biological process: protein localization to plasma membrane; protein kinase C signaling; positive regulation of cell junction assembly. The transcript is spliced from 13 exons. NCBI's taxonomy places the organism in Eukaryota, Metazoa, Chordata, Actinopteri, Cypriniformes, Catostomidae. Bases 125 to 1402 code for a protein of 425 amino acids. The record is from RefSeq and is a predicted model, not a curated record.
UGGGAGUGGCCGAGGUUGUGUGAUUACUAGAGCUCUUCCUGCCAUUUACACGGUUGGGAGUGAGAGUUUUCGAUCCACAUUUACUUUAUUUUUAACAAAACAUCAGCAAUCGAUCUAAUUUAAGAUGUUCUACACCUGUGGUCCCAAUGAGGCAAUGGUGGUCUCCGGUUGUGGCCGAUCCCCUCCACUAUUAAUUCCUGGAGGAAGAGUGUUUGUUCUUCCCUGCAUUCAGAAAAUCCAGCGAAUAUCUCUCAGUACUCUGACUCUAAAUGUAAAGAGUGAAAAGGUUUACACCAGACAUGGAGUACCUAUCUCUGUCACAGGCAUUGCCCAGGUGAAGAUCCAGGGGCAGAAUAAAGAGAUGCUGGCCACAGCUUGUCAGAUGUUCAUGGGUAAAUCUGAGACUGAGAUCGCUCAGAUUGCCUUGGAGACACUUGAGGGUCACCAGAGAGCCAUUAUCGCUCACCUUACUGUGGAGGAGAUCUAUCAGGACCGUAAAAAGUUUUCAGAGCAGGUGUUUAAGGUAGCCUCCUCUGACCUGGUCAACAUGGGGAUUGGUGUUGUCAGCUACACACUCAAAGAUGUUCAUGACGAUCAGGAUUAUCUAAUCUCGCUGGGUAAAGCUCGUACCGCUCAAGUGCAAAGGGAUGCUCGUAUCGGUGAAGCUCAGUUCAAGAGAGACGCUGUCAUCAAGGAGGCUCAUGCCAUGCAGGAGAAGGUCUCUGCUCAGUAUAAGAAUGAUAUUGAGAUGGCUAAAGCACAGAGAGACUAUGAGCUGAAAAAAGCUGCCUAUGAUGUUGAGGUCAACACUAAGAAGGCGGAGUCUGAAAUGGCCUAUCAGCUUCAGGUGGCUAAGACAAAGCAACGUAUUGAGGAGGAGAAGAUGCAGGUUCAGGUCGUUGAGCGCACGCAACAGAUCACUCUACAGGAGCAGGAGAUCACUCGCAGGGAGAAGGAGCUGGAAGCUAAAAUCAGGAAACCAGCUGAGGCUGAGAGAUACCGUAUUGAGAAGCUCGCCGAGGCAGAGCGACUUCAGUUGAUCAUGGAGGCAGAAGCUGAGGCAGAGUCCAUCAGAAUGAGAGGUGAGGCUGAAGCCUUUGCAAUGGAGGCUAAGGGUCGUGCUGAGGCUGAGCAGAUGUCCAAAAAGGCUGAAGCUUUUAAACAGUACAAAGAGGGAGCCAUGGUGGACAUGCUGCUGGAGAAACUCCCACUGAUGGCAGAAGAGAUCAGCAAGCCAAUCUGUGCAGUCCAGAAGGUUACCAUGGUGUCCAGCGGAGGAUCAGAGGUCGGCGCAGCUAAACUGACAGGAGAGGUUCUGGAAAUCAUGACUCGCCUGCCGGCCACAGUGGAGAAACUGACUGGAAUCAACAUCUCACAGGUGUCCUCAACCCGCAUGGGCUAAUGUAGUUCAUGGAGAAUGAAUCAGACCUGAUCACCUCUGAGGAUGGAUCUCAGCUCCUCUUGUCCAUGUAUGCAUGUGUGUGUUAGUACUAAACCUGGAACCUUGAGGUCAAUGUAGUUUAGUUUUUGCUUUGUUUUUUGUAAUCCACCUUAUAAUGUUUGAUUAAGUUUUUUAUAUAUAUAUAUAUAUAUAUAUAUAUUCUGUUUUGUGAAUUACAGUAUAUUAUAUAAUCAUAUGUGGUAUAUUUAAUGGGAUAGUUCACCCCAAAAUGAACAUUCUCUGAUAAUUUACUCAACUUCAUGUCAUCUGAGAUGUGUAUGUCUUUCUUCUGCAAAACACUUUUGAAGAUUUGUAGAAAAAGAUCCAGGCUCAGCAGGUCCUUGGAUUGUGAGUGGAUGGUGAUUAGAUAUUUGUAGGCCCAAAAAGCACAGAUAGUCAGCAUAAAAUAAAUCAAUCCCAUACAUUGAUGUCUUCUAAAGCAGUGUUUCUCAACCUUUUUGGAGUAUUGGACCCCCAUAAUAUCUGAAACCAGCCUCAUGGACCCCCCUACCCCUGUUCUCACCCACCAUCCACUGUUUUCUUUCCAAUCACAAUGAUUUUCACAGUUAAACGCUAUGAAUGCAAUAUCAGUGAAUGCAAGUUAAGUAAAUAAUCAUUUUUUUUAAUGACUGGCAACUAGAAUGAAUCGCAUCUGGCCAUUUAAUUUGAUUGCAUUGAAACGGCACAACACAUUACACAAUCACAACAACAUUGUCAAUUUCAGAACAAUAUUCUACUGCAUUCUGUAAAACAUCACAUGUCCAUUAAUGUCCAAUUUGAGAUUAAUAUUUUAACAACAUCCAUUUGAAUGUUACUUUCUUUUGUAAACUUCUUUUGUACACACACUUAAUACUAAAAUUUCAUUCUACUGCAUUAAAAUUACACAACACAUGCUUCAUAUACAACCAAUUCUUUGGAACAAUAUUCUCUUUCAACACAUGGAACAGUUUCAACACUGCCAUCUAUGUAAUUUGACUUUAACUUUUUAACAUGUCCAUCUGAAUGUUAUUUUACUUGAAUCUUUUGUUUAAUGUGAAAUUUGCACCUGUUUAUCACAAAUAAGCUUGUGCAUCCUGGGGUGAAGUGUAGCAACAGCAGCAAUAAGGUUCCUCUCCA